Molecule: messenger RNA, 597 nt
Organism: Anisakis simplex (herring worm)
Lineage: Eukaryota; Metazoa; Nematoda; Chromadorea; Rhabditida; Anisakidae
Source: the annotation of a GenBank genome assembly
UAUUUUUCAGUCUCGAUUGUGAAAAUGCUUGUUCCAUCCGAUUUCGACACUAAUAUAGGUUAUACAGUUGUUGUUUCUUUAUAUGGAGGCCCGGGCUCACAAAAUGCGAUGGAAUAUUUCGGUCCAACCGAUUUUCACGAAUCGUUAGUUUCUUCAGAGAAACAUAUUGUUAUUUAUAUUGACGGUCGUGGUACGGGACUCAGAGGAUGGAAUUACAAAGAGCCAAUCUACGGGCAAUUAAGCACAGUGGAAAUCGAUGAUCAAAUUGAAAUAAUGAGCACUCUGGCAAAGAAGUAUGACUUCAUCGACUCGAGCCGUAUCGCAAUAUGGGGAUGGUCAUACGGUGGUUUCGCGACAGCGCAUGUCAUUGAGCACGACAAUGAACGAACGUUCAAGUGCGGUGUGAGUGUGUUUGCCAUCAUUUUUCGGGAGUGUUUCUUCACUGUUGAAUCUUAUGCUUCUAUGCCGUCGUAUCGAUGCCUCAAUUCAAAGCAAAUUGCACGUGGUCGAUAUUUGCCUCCAUGUGAAUGCAAAUGCUGCCACAGUAUUGAUGCAUCCUUUCCACAGUUCUCGAAUGUGAUAUCGACUUUGCUCUGA